CUCAGUCUUGAAGCGCAUGCACUGAGAGUAGGAGUGUGAACGAAUGCCCUGAAACAAAGUAGCAUGAAUAUAUGCUGAACUAUUUAAUAUUAAUAAAGUUAAAAUGAAACGGAUUAUUUAUAGUUUGCUUCUUCUUCCCUUUUCAGUUUUAGGGUCUCCGCCAGUAAUCACAGAGAGCCCUAGUGACCAAACUGUAAGCAGGGGUGCUCCUGCUACCCUUAGCUGUGGUGCCCGGGGGGACCCGGAGCCCCUGAUAUCCUGGUAUAAGGACGGAGUACUGUUGAACCUUGAGGAUGGAGGAGAUCAUGUUGUUCUUCUACCAGGAGGAGCACUCUUCUUUCUCAGAACAGUAGAGAACCUAAAGGCCCGGGAUAGUGGUAUGUAUCACUGUAGAGCUGAGAACAGGGAUGGAUGGGUAGACAGUAGGAGAUCUAGACUAGAAGUUACAUAUUUGAAAAGUAAGUUCGGAGAAGUGUCGCGUAGUAUUAUAUCAAGAGAGGGAGAUAUUUUGCGCAUAUCCUGUAGUCCACCCGAGGGUAGUCCUCCUCCUAAGAUAUACUGGGAGAAGGACGGUAUGACUUUAGUCUCUGACGAUUAUUUUGUCAUUGAAGAAAGCGGCGAUCUUCUAAUCGCCGAGGCAGGCGUAGAGGAUACCGGAAGUUAUGUUUGCUUGGCGAGCAACGCCGACACAACCCGCCGCGAUUCUCCGAUCAGUGUGAAGGUAGCGCGACGAGCAGUAGUGAUCGAACGGAAAGUAGUUCCAGAAAUCCCCGAGAUUUCCGAAAGCUUUAUGCUGGACUCGGUUACAGGGUUGGUACACUGGUUACCUUUGAAAGAUGUUACAGCGUACACUGUACGUCUAACCGCUAAUACUGAGGAGGUAACGAACAUAACUGUUGAAGACGAUGUUUCCCAAGUAAAACUGCACAGCCUGGACCCCAGUCUAGUGUACAGUGUACGUGUGGCCGGUGUGUACGGAGAUAUUACUGGGAGCUACAGUGCUCCCCGCCAACUCCGUUAUAAAACCCACGAGGUCGUCUUAGUAAACAAUACGGAAGAAAUACCAAUCAAAAUAUGGGCUAUUGCGAUGGCUAUAGUUAUUGUAGUCACUCUCACCAUUGUAAUGGCUGCAGCUCUGCUCUGCUAUAAAACCAAGAAAAUGCGAAAUCGUCAUAUUCCGCCAACCUGCUCGGAAUACGGACGGAACGUAAGUUGGGAUCGUCGUUGGGAUGAACACAGUCCAACAACAUCAUUCCGAUCUCAAAAUCGUCUGCUACAGAGUGCGUACGACUACGCAAUCCCCUCUGUUCACCAGCAACAACAACAGCAGCAGCAGUACCAGUACAGCGGAUCCAACCAUUAUGCGUCAAAUACUAUUCUAAAACCAUCCGUGAACAUACUCAAACCAUCAUACUACGAACCAUUAAACUUAAAGCAUAUUGACACUUCGAAUUCAUCCUUUGAAAGCGAUUAUAAAACCCCUCACGAUGUAUCACAUCGUUAAAUGCUUGUUUCACAGUGAUAUUGACGCGGUGUACGCCGCCCAACUUUUUAUACAUUCAGUUUAAAAGUCAUUAAUCAUAUAUCUUUGUAAAUAUCUAACUAUGUUCGUCAAAUAUAUCUCUAUUAGUUUAAA
This is a messenger RNA of Eurytemora carolleeae, 1636 nucleotides long. RefSeq names its product roundabout homolog 2. Gene Ontology annotation, molecular function: cell-cell adhesion mediator activity. Gene Ontology annotation, biological process: homophilic cell-cell adhesion; axon guidance; dendrite self-avoidance. Gene Ontology annotation, cellular component: plasma membrane; axon. The transcript has 4 exons. Bases 104 to 1504 code for a protein of 466 amino acids. NCBI's taxonomy places the organism in Eukaryota, Metazoa, Arthropoda, Copepoda, Calanoida, Temoridae. The record is from RefSeq and is a predicted model, not a curated record.